AAUAAAUAAUGCUCAGGGAGUGACCGAAGGCCAUCCGUCACACGAGGAGGAAUUGAGAAUCGGGUCGUGGGCAUCGGGAUCGGCGGGCUCGAUCAGAAAGAGCGAGCGAGCGAUAGAUCGCGGGGUGGAGUGGAGAUGGCGCGACCGACAGUCGUCGUCUAGAUUCUGUUGUCGUCUCGUCACUUUUUUCGAGGUCGAGGAAAGUUGUUGCUUUUUGGCAGCCGGAGGUGGGAAAGAAUUUUUGUCGCUCCUUUUUCUCGGAGGGUCGAAGGUCGCUGUUCUUCUUCGGCAGUCUUUGGAGGUAGGAAGCAUAAUUUCAGCUAGCGGGCGUGUUUUGAUCCGGGUGGAUGUGCUGGAAUUCGAGAAACCUCCACGCUCGCUGUAGGGUCUGCCGCUGUCGCUGUCGCUGCUGGAAGGAAUUUGUGCGUAUGUGAAAUCAGAGUUCCGAGUUGUGGAUCUUCGUCGAAAUGCUUCAAUGAAUUCUGUUCCUCGGUGAUGAUGAGCGCGAGCGCGAGCGCUGGAGUCGGAACGGGGCCCGCCUUUUGCGUCGUCCUGACGCAAGACUCGCUGUAGGGUUUACUGCUUUCGUUUCGCUAGUGUGGAUAGUGGAGGAAUUCGGCACGAGCCUUGCGUACUUGUUUCUGGGCUGUAACUGCACUCGCCAGUACUUUUCUUUGCAGCUUGCUUUUUUCUGACUUGGUCACGUCGACUCGGUUUUCUUGAAAGACAAGUUUCAGUUUGGUUGUAGAAUUAUAGUUUUACGGAAGAAAUCGAAUUGGACUUUGCGUUCGAGGUCCGGCGAUCAGGUCAGAUCUCUCUGCCACUCAAGGGAUCAGCGCUGGAUGUGAAGGACUUUAGUGACCGGGUGGAAGAUCGGGUGCGUUUAACUCAACAUCGAUUGAAGAAUUGGAAGCAAGAGGUGGACCUAUUCGUACUUCUGAUGUAGUUGGGAGUAGAGGGAAAGAUAGACGAGGGUAAACUAGGGCAGUCGUGGCAGAAGAAUAGGUUCAAGGCCUGGAUUUAUGUGAACACCGAUUUGGAAUUGAAUGAAAGUUGUCGCUCUCUAUUUGGCCAUGGAUACCGUGAUCGGUUUUAUGAAUCGCGAGCAUUGCGAGCAGUUGCCGAACAGGGAUUAAACUGAACUGAAGAGGACAGGAGGUGUAGACAAGAAUUUGCAGUUUAGAAGAAGGCAGGGAAACCCUAGGGCAAAGCGAAGAACACGGGCUGAACGAGAAGGGGAGGUUUAAGAAGAGAAUGAAUGGUAGAAACAGGGAAGGAUGUGGAGUCUCACGCAACUUGUGAACUCCUUGCUCGGCCCGCAAUCUGAAGCCCAGAAAGCGGCAUCCGUAGAGGAGCGAUACUUCGAAGGGGAGCAGCGGGCCAUGCCAGUUACACAGUCAGGGUCCUCGCACGUCGUGAGGAGCAGUUCUGCCAAUUCUGGAUCGCUGAAUUUAGAUUCUGAGCGUGCCGUGCAGAAACUCAGGGGCUACUUCACCCUAGCGAAAGAGGAGAUUGAUAAGGGCGUCCGCUCUGAGGAGUGGGGUCUCAAUGCCGAUGCUCUUGCUCAUUACAAGAAUGCUAAUCGUAUUUUGAUCGAGGGAAUGGGCGCGGACGUGAACGUUGAUCCUGAAAGCAAAUUGUACGGAAGCAUUAAAACCUACCGGGAAAAGAUGCGGAAAUGGCAGGAUAAAGUUCUUGAAAGGUUACGAGUGCUUGAUCAUCGAUCAGGAUCAUCAGUGGCAGGAGGAACUUCUCACAGUCAGAAGCCUAUAUCUGUUCCUAAGACGAGGGCCCCGCCUCUUGCGAGAUCGAACCCUGGUACUCCCGUAUCUCCAGCAAAUACUCGGCCUUCGAAUCGCUCGCGAUCCCAGCCGAAUUCGGCAAGCGCAAGCGUUCAGCCAUUAAAUCUGAAAGGUGUCGACCCGAAACUGAUCGAGGCGAUUGAGAACGAAGUUUUGGACAGAAGUCCUGCGGUAAAGUGGAAUGACAUUGCUGGUCUUGCGAAGGCGAAGUUGGCGUUGAUGGAAAUGGUGAUCUUACCCACUAUACGAAAGGAUCUUUUUCAGGGCCUUCGCAAGCCUGCUCGGGGACUCCUUCUAUUUGGUCCUCCAGGGAAUGGAAAGACCAUGCUUGCCAAAGCUGUAGCUUCAGAGUCCGCAGCAACCUUUUUUAGUAUCAGUGCCUCCUCUUUAACUUCCAAAUGGGUUGGUGAGGGAGAAAGAUUGGUCAAAGCUCUUUUUGCUGUCGCAGCUGCAAGACAGCCCUCAGUAAUCUUUGUCGAUGAGAUUGACAGCAUCAUGUCGUCAAGAUCAGCUAACGAACAUGAGGCAAGUAGGAGGCUCAAGACAGAGUUCUUGUUGCAGUUCGAUGGAGUUAUUUCUAACGAAAGUGACCACGUCAUUGUAAUGGCUGCCACUAAUCGGCCUGAAGAGCUUGACGACGCAGUCCGGAGGCGGCUGGUUAAACGAAUAUACAUCCCACUACCAGAUGCUGAUGGACGAAGGUCAUUGCUUCAGAAUCUCUUGAGGGGCCACACGUCCUUUCCGCUCGAUGGAUCUGAGUUGGAAAGACUUGUGAAGGAUACUGAUGGAUAUUCUGGCAGUGACCUCCAUGCUCUGUGUCAAGAAGCUGCGAUGAUGCCUCUUCGUGAACUGGGCUCUCGUGUCAGCACCAUCAGACCUGAUCAAGUGCGGGCUUUGACUCACAGGGAUUUCAAGGAAGCUCUGAAAGCCAUCCGACAAAGUGUAACAAGAGAUCAACUCAAACAUUACGUGGAGUUCAAUUCAGAGUUUGGGUCUCUGAGUUGAAGUUGGAAACACUGAAAUAGUAUUUGGGAAAUAGGAAAAGUAGAGUCUAGGAACGUGAGGUCUAACGAUUGUGACAGGGAAGUCACAAUGUUGCCUAUUUAUAUUACAUUCGAUGUACAUACGAGUUGAAGCACUGUCAUUAGAUUGCCUGAAGACGUUUUCGAAUCUUGUGAGUGAUAUGUGAGGUAUUCUUUGCCGCGACCUUCGUAUCAGGCCGGCUUCUGUCUGGCUAUAAACAUACGCAGAAAGAUUAGCACCCCCAUAUAUUAGAGGCAAGUUCACAUCGACCCGACAUACAAAAUAGAGCACUAGAAGGUUCUAAACUAGAAUUUGGAAACUCCACAUAAAAGCUGUACAUAAUGGUCAUCGGAUUGAUUGUGUAAUUGAGAAUCAUCAUCGCUUUACAUCC
This is a messenger RNA of Marchantia polymorpha subsp. ruderalis, 3216 nucleotides long. Lineage: Eukaryota; Viridiplantae; Streptophyta; Marchantiopsida; Marchantiales; Marchantiaceae. The record is from the annotation of a GenBank genome assembly.